CCGCGCAGGGCAACAGGUGACUAGUUGUGUGACGGGCGGCAGCUGGGCAGGACAUGUCCCAGCAGACCCUGUGGCAUACGUUGUCCAUCCUUCUCCCCGGCGUGGAUCUGGCCUCAUAAGGAUGCCGUUCCCUCCCGGCUUUGACACGUUUUCACUUAACCAAAUCCUUAACACGUAAGGCGAGUGCAUCUGGCGCCAUGUUCUCAGGCCGGACAGACAAGCGGUGCUUCUUCAUGUGUUUGGCUGCCUCUCAGCUGCUGUUCAUCUUGCUGUUGUAUCGGCGUGGAGCCUCCAGCAUGUUUCAGGGAAUUUUCGGAGCCUACUCUGUAUGGGAUUAUUCGAAAACCCAGGACGUCUACACCAACCUGAGCCUAUUCAUUCCGGAUCCCGAAGCUGUGAAGACUCAGUACUGUCCCGUCAGGUCUCCCAUACUUGUUGGUCCUUUAACCAUAACGCUCAACAAGCCGCCAAGUUUGAAGAAGAUCCAGAUGAAGAACCGCUAUGUGACGUCUGGAGGUAGCUUCAGCCCCAGGCACUGUUUUGGAAGGUACCGCACAGCUGUAAUUAUACCACACAGGAACAGAGAGUCUCACCUCCGAAGCUUGCUCUACUACCUUCACCCCUUCCUGCAACGCCAACAGCUGCACUACACGAUAUUUGUGGUCCAUCAGGCGGGGAACGCAACAUUUAACCGUGCUAAGCUCCUCAACAUCGGCGUAACAGAAGCGCUGCGCUACGACAGCUGGGACUGUUUAAUCUUACACGACGUUGACCUCGUUCCGGAAAAUGACUACAAUCUGUACAUAUGCGACGAUCAUUACCCCAAGCAUCUCUCCAGCGCCAUGGACAAGUUCAACUACAUCCUGCCAUAUUGGACAUAUUUUGGAGGAGUGUCUGCACUUACACCAGAUCAGUUCAUGAAGAUGAAUGGAUUCCCGAACACAUACUGGGGCUGGGGAGGAGAGGACGAUGAUAUCGCCAUGAGGAUUCGCCUCUCGGGGAUGAAAAUCACUCAUACGCCUUUAAGCCUUGGCCGAUAUAAAAUGAUCCCACAUGACCGGGACUCCGGCAAUGAGGAGAACUCUUACAGGCAUAAUCUGUUAAGUAAAACAAGAAAAACCUGGAGAGAAGACGGCAUGAACUCCAUGGCUUUCCGCCUGCUUUCCAGAGAGAAGGCUGAGCUCUACACCAACCUCACGGUGGACAUCGGUGAAACUCCGGUCAUGCCGACCGACGCCAGAAAGUGGGGUUUUUUCUAGCCCUUGGUCAUGGGCGGACUGAACUAUAGAGAAGCAUCCAGUGAUAUGGCUGCAGACCUGCAGUCUCUUCUCCAGUCCCUAUGCAUUCUGUAAAACCAUGAGACCUGUAGUUUCCAUUGUGACCAGUAGAGGUCACUGUGUGAACCGUGAGAUGCUGGAAUGAAACGACUUGGCCCUGACCGGUCACCCGCCUGAAGUGGCAGUCACAUUCUGACCAGGGACACAGACCAAUCACAUGAUCGUCAGUAUGUACGGAAUAGGGGAGCACAGACGCAUGGUCCCAGCAAAAUUAAUGGGUUUAUGGACUUUGUGUCAGUUGAUUUGUUAACUGCACAUCUUGAUUCACAAACUGCUGCUUUUUUGCUCUAUUAGGAAAUAAGAGCACUUUUUUGGUAUCCUCCCCGUUCUUUGUGUCGUCCUCUUAAAGGCCAGGUCCACCUUCACAACCAUUUAUCGCACCAAUGCAUUGAUAUUGGGAAAGGAAGUAACUUUGCGAUGGCUCUUGAUUAAAAAUCUCCUAUCAUUUUCUUUAUACAGCACUUCUGCAAACCAGUGCGUCUCCAUGGUAACAGACAACAGAGCCCCGCGUAGUCGGAUCCUGCAGUCACACUUUCUUAGCCUCUUGGUAACCUGCUGAUUGUAUGUUGGCAUAAAUUUGAGAAUAGAUGGAAGAAGUGUGACCGCAGGAUCAGACUACAAGGGGUUGGUCUGUUGUCUGUUACCAUGGAGAAAUAGGUCUGCCUAGGAGCUGUAGACACAGAACAGGAAGGUUUUUAAAUCAAGUCCUAUUGCAAAAUUAUUUCACAUUUUUAUUUUUCAUUUUAAAUGCAAUGGUACAAUAAAACAUUGUGAAGGUGGACGUAGGAGUAAAGUAUUGAUGAUCUAUCCACAGGACAGGUCGUCGGUAUCGGAUCGGUGAGGAUCCGGAGAAGCUCUGGCGAGAGCUGCAGCCUCGUCCUCGGCCGGGUCAUCAAUCACGUGACCUAGAUGCAGCUCAGUCCCAUUCCAGUGGAUUGGACUGAGCUGCAAUACCAAGCACAGCCACUAUACAAUGUGUGGUGCUGUGCUCGGUGAUCCCAUCAGAGUCAGUGCGGUUGGCGCUGAACGGCCGGAUCCGGUAAACUCUGAUGGGCUGUUCCUCUGCAGGAUCCUCACCUUGUAAAUCCCUUUGCUGCUCCGGUUGUCCCGCCGACCCCUGACGAGUCUGCAGCGUUUUACAGUAGCAGCAAAGUGGAUGAGAUUUUUACCUGAUCGCAUCCACAUUCCUGUCGGUUUAUGUUUGCAGUGAGUGCUUGGGGUGAAACACAUGGUACAUCCGCACCGAAUGCAGGCAGAUUUCGCCAUUGUCUGGCUGUAAAGACCUUCUUUUUUUUUUUUUUUUUUUUUUUUUUUAUUACAUCCCACAUGGUACUGCUCUUUUUCUGAAUAAAAAAUAAAAUUAUCCAUUUAAAAGGGAUUGUCUCACUUCAAAUUUAUCAUGUAGAGAAAGUUAAUACAAGGCCCUUCCUAAUGUAGUGUGAUUCUCCAUAUUGCUUCCUUCGCUGGCUGGAUUCAUUUUUUUCCAUUGCAUUAUACACUGCUUGUUUCUAUGGUUACGACAACUGCUGCAGCGCAGAUACCAGGUGGCCAGGACGGGGACGGUUGUGCAUGCCUAUGUGAGCCUCCCACAGUCCCAGCCACCGGAGACCCUGGCACUCUUUCCUAUAGCACGACCACCGCUGUGGGAUUGUAAGGUGGUCGUAAGCAUGAAAAAUGGGAUGCAAAAAUGAAUCCAGGACAGCAAAGGAAGCAAUAUGGGCAGUCACAACACAUUAGUAACUUUCUCUACAUUAUAAAUGCUAUUUCCUGAUGUGGGACAACCCCUUUAAGGCAGUGUUUCCCAACCAG
Bufo gargarizans (Asiatic toad) is the source of this 3146-nucleotide messenger RNA. Its product is annotated as beta-1,4-galactosyltransferase 3-like. Lineage: Eukaryota; Metazoa; Chordata; Amphibia; Anura; Bufonidae. The coding region runs from base 198 to 1259 and encodes 353 amino acids. Gene Ontology annotation, biological process: carbohydrate metabolic process. The transcript has 8 exons. The record is from RefSeq and is a predicted model, not a curated record. Gene Ontology annotation, molecular function: glycosyltransferase activity.